Messenger RNA from Populus nigra (black poplar), 3046 nucleotides. RefSeq names its product TSL-kinase interacting protein 1-like. Lineage: Eukaryota; Viridiplantae; Streptophyta; Magnoliopsida; Malpighiales; Salicaceae. The transcript has 14 exons. Gene Ontology annotation, biological process: pattern specification process. Gene Ontology annotation, molecular function: chromatin binding. The coding region runs from base 369 to 2732 and encodes 787 amino acids. Gene Ontology annotation, cellular component: nucleus. The record is from RefSeq and is a predicted model, not a curated record.
GUUUAAGACCAAACUCUUCUGCUUUGAAUCUCUUAAUUCUAUAUGUAUGUAUUUUUAUUUGAAAUUACUAUUUGGCAAAUAAACUGAUCUUUCUAAUAUUUUCAUUAUUAUUUUCUUUCUCCAAAGUAAAAAAAAAAAUAGAAAAGAAAAUAGAAAAAAAACAACAUUCUCUUCUCUUUCUUGCAAACAUUUUCUCCGGUUUCAAUUUCUUUGUUUAAAAAUUAUCCCAGCUCGUGCUUUCCGUGCUAGGUUUUCUUCGAUUUCUCUCUCAGGGUUAUAUCAUUCACUGAGCUGGAGGUCAAAGGGAGAGCAUUGAACUUUGAAGUGUAUGGGUGUUUAUUCUUCUUUUUAAGGCCCUUAGUAUAGAGAUGGAGGCACAGGUCUCCUUGGACUCUGAGCGACAGCUUCUUCAAAAUGGUUCAAUUCAGGAUGGAGAUUCUGGUGUAACAUCAUCUACUCCGGAUUGUGUUGAGACACGGCAGCCUGAGAAAAGACCAACACGGCAAUGGGCUGCUUGGACACGUCAAGAAGAGGAAAGUUUUUUCACUGCAUUACGACAAGUUGGCAAGAACUUUGAGAAAAUUACUCACCAUGUUCAAAGUAAAAACAAGGAUCAGGUCAGGCACUAUUACUAUCGUCUUGUGAGGCGCAUGAACAAAUUGCUGGGCCCAGGAUUGUGCCUAGAUGCAAAAAACUCUAAAGAUACAAAUGCUGCAAUGCUCCGAUGGUGGUCUUUAUUGGAAAAGUAUAGUUGCAAAGCCUCAAAGCUUCACCUAAAACCACGAAGGUUUAAGAUAUUUAUAGAAGCUCUGGAGAACCAACUCUUGAAAGAUCAAAGGAAGAAUGUAAGGAAAAGGUCUUCACAGGGGGAAAAUGGUUCUCCAACGACUCCUAGCAUUAUCACUAAUCAGAAUAGAGCAUUGGUGCAUGAUACUCGAACUGUUAAACUUGUUAUUGUUGAUAGUCAAAACAUCCAAAAAUUAGGUGGAAAGGGAUCAUUGAAGCGCAAUGUUAAUAUGGGGGUUGUCCGUAACAACAAUAAAGGAGACUCAACUGCAAUGAAACCUGCAAGGCAAAGGCGAAAACCAGUCUCAUCAGCUGCAUAUAAAAAAUGGGAAAAGGCUGCAAUUGCUGGAGUUUCUUUGGUAGCCGAUGCUGCUGAGCAUUUGGAACGGACAGCCACUGAUAAAGAGGAUGAACAUGACCAAGGGAAAAAGGGUCUUGAUCCUGUUGAAAAACUUCUUCCGCAUUUUCAUCCUUCACUUCGUUGUGUUGAGAGUAAUGCACUCACUAAUAUGAAGCUUAAGCUUCAAUUGUUCCCAAUUGAUGAUGGUACUCGAAGAGCCCUAGAAAUGGAUAAGCAUAAUCCACACCUGGAGCUCACUCUUAGCACUCGAAAAAAGAUAUCAUCAGUACUGGAACAUUUAAACCGGAAAUGGGGUGAUUCUACUGUAGCAUCUGGAGAACUAAUGCUUUUCCCUUACGGUGUUAAUAGAGAGAACCUGGUGGAUUAUCAAAGAUGGACACAGGACUCACUUGUCAGUGCAGCCGAUGUAUACUUUUCAAUUGGCAGUCCUCCAGUGUUUCGCUUGAGGUAUGGCUGGUUUUCCAAUGUCAACUUCGCUUCUGUAACAUUGCAAGCACCUUCAACAUAUAGUUGCCUUCCAGUUGGAGGAAAUGAGAAGGACAAGACUAUGAAUUCUGUAUCCACAGCUGAGCCAUCUACCAGUGAUCAGUUUGAGAAACCUGAGAAUCCCUGUAGGGAUUGCCCAACUUCAGAGAACAAUAAUCAUGCUUCUGUACUUCAUUCUGCAGGAGUGACCAAUGAGAAUAAUGAGUUCGUUGCCACAGGAUCCAGAAAUAAUCUGGUGAAGUCCUUUGAUCCUGCAGCAAACAUAUCCUUGCAUAGAAAGGAGACUGAUGAUAGGACUAACACGCAACAAUCGGAAGAUGUGGAUGGCUUGAGAUUGAGCAAUGUAAAUCCACUGUCUGCUGGGGAGUGGGCUGAUAGCCUUACCAAUGUUAGCAUUGGAGAUCUACUAUCAGAAUUACCUCAUGUAGCAAAUCAUAACUGCAUUGAACCACUUAUAGUUCAAAGCAAUCAAUUCCUUCAGGAGAUCCCAUUCAGCUGUGAUUCAUUUGAUGCUGCAAUUGCUGCACAUAUCUCAAGACAUCAAGGCAAAAUGGGAUUUCAUUCCGCAGUCGCAUUCCAUACAUCUUCUAUCUGGGAUGGUGAAGAGACAUGUGAUGCUUUUGCUUUUCAAAAGAAUCAUUCUUUACGUAAGGAAGUUACUACUUCAUCUGCUGUUGCUUCUCCACGGGUCAGCAAACAGAUGGACAGAACAAGUUCUAUCGCAUCCAGUGCCUUUCUCGAGGAGUUGCCUGUUAUUGAAGGGCCUAAUGAUUAUCCUACUGGUGGAGACCCUAUGGACGAAUGCUCAUCUGAUUCACAAGUUGUGUCCAAUCAAGUAAAGGAUUUCAAUGGGCUAACAGAUAUCUAUUGGCCAGACUCGUUAGGGCUAUUAGAUCUGGAUAUACCAUCCUCCAAAUAUCAUACUGAAGAUUUGAUUUUAAGUGAUAGCCUUGGUGGUUUGAACCAUCUGAUAGCCAGCAGCUUGGAUGCAUUUCAAAAUUGCUCCUUUUUCGGGCUAAACAAGAAAGAUUCGAUUUCAACAGUUGAGGCUCGAGAAACUACCUCAUUUUCAGAAUUUAAAAUCAGCGGGGGGGUUUGAAUUUCACCAAAGUGGCUCUCAAGCGAUGCCACCCUUAGAGAAAACGUGAACUUUACUAGGUUAUAACAACUAAUUGUUUAUGUUCGGCUGACUUCGCGAGGAGUGUGAGCUGAGGAAGCAGUGCAAGCCAAGAAAAUUCUGUCUGUUCCCUGAUCAGUCAAGUCUCCUGCAUUUGUACAAAUAUAGGCAUGGAAUACCUAUUCCAUUUAUCUUUCCUGACUUGUUUUCUUACUAUUUUUGUAAAUUGUUUUCCAGAAUUGUUGUAACUGAACGAUCUUGGUACCUUAAAUGAUCGAUCUCACCUUAUCACUCCA